AGACAACUGAAGUGUUUAGUGGUUUCAACGUCCCUGACUUGCCAUUCCACUGACGGACUUUAUAUAAAAGUGAGCAUUGUACUUGCAGGUUGUUGAUUUUUAUUUUGGUGAAGAGGUUGUCGUUGAUUUCAGUGCUUUCAUAUCUUUUCUAUCUCUUCUCUCUUCUCUGGUAAAUGCAUGCAUAUUAUGUGUUGCAGGAAAAACCUUGAUGAUGCAAUCAAUCUUCUUCUGGGGGUUUCAGCAUCCAAACUGCUUUUUGCCUGGGAUCAAAGUCAUUGUACUUGCACAAAAUUCAAGACCAUCGAGGACGAACACAAGCCCCUUAUGUUGAAGGAACUUGGGAAGUUGUGGGAAAAGGCUAGACCUAGUCUUCGGUGGAAGAAGGGAGAGUUCAACGAGACAAACACUUUGUUGGUGGAUGACUCCCCUUACAAAGCGAUACGGAAUCCAAUGCACACAGCAAUAUUUCCUUAUUCUUACCGGUACAGCGACACCGAUGACAUAUCAUUAGGACCUGGAGGUGAUCUUCGCGUUUAUCUGGAAGGAUUGGCUAUGGCCGAGAAUGUUCAGGAAUAUGUGGCUUCUCACCCAUUUGAUUAUGGGAAGGAUCCAAACACCUUAUUUUUCACGAAAGAUGCAGAAGAGCUAAGGAAGAAUUGCAAUGAAGGAUGCCGAGGAGUUAAGGGACAAUCGUAA
This is a messenger RNA of Neltuma alba, 696 nucleotides long. RefSeq lists its product as uncharacterized. The transcript has 5 exons. Lineage: Eukaryota; Viridiplantae; Streptophyta; Magnoliopsida; Fabales; Fabaceae. Bases 178 to 696 code for a protein of 172 amino acids. The record is from RefSeq and is a predicted model, not a curated record.